UUUUGCUGUUAUACUUUUUUCGCAGUUUCCGUCCUGUUUGAGACGAUGUGGGCCUAAACUUACAAACCAGAAUCAGGCAAGAUAUCCAGGUACGUAAAAUAAUUAUUAAUUCGACUGGUGCAAGCAAUGGCGCUGAAUCUUCUGGAUCCCGCGCUGCCCUUCAACACCAGCAUCACAGCUGACUGCCCUUGCCAUGCUGACUACACAGCGGAACAACUAUCCCUCCCCACCAGCAAGGGCUUCCUCUCCGCCUCCUUCAAAAAACCCCCCGUUACUAUCUUCAUCACCUUUACCGAUCCGUCCGCCAUUGAUCUGCAGAAGAUUGUCUUCCGUCCGCGCAUCUUGUCGCAGUGUUCAACGGGUGCUGCGCUGAGUUUUCUGCGCUGGAGCAGUUAUCCGAAUUCAGCAAAAUGGACCUUCUGGAUGCGCGCGGAAUGGAGCAGUGAAAUGGACUACGUCGUACUGGAGACCAUGCAUUAUCGACCCCAUGGUAUCCUCCCGAAGGAAGCCUGUAAAGACUUCCGUCCGCUGCCCAGUAUGCGGAUUAAACAGAUCAAUCUGCCGCGACACGGUGCGUCUAGUGAAAUCGCGGCGCUGGCAAUCACCAUCUCCCACACGCACCAGUCUACCUCCGUGGCGAUGAAGAAUCUGCAGAUUUUCGGCCAGCCCUGUAUUAAAAUACCCCGGGAAGAGUAUAAAGCCCUGGCGGAUGUGCUGCGAAAACCCGUUGUGGAGGUGCGGAACGCGGCGACCUCGACGGGCGUCCUCGCGAAGGCCCUUCCUUCAACCCCCUCUACCUCGAAGAAAUUGACGAUUCCCGAAGAAUUUCUCGAUCCGCUGACGUGCCUGAUCAUCCUGGACCCGGUGACGCUCCCCUCCGGGAUCACCGUGGAUUUGAGCACACUGCAGAAACAUGAAAACGCUCAAGCAGAAUUUGGACGGAAUUUAUUCGAUCCGUACACCGGGAAGCGGCUUCAGUACCAGGAAUUACGGGCGAAUCUCCAUCUGCGGCAGCGGAUUUUGGAUUUCUUGACGGCCAACCGGAAAGCGGUUCUGGAAGAGAGUUCGGAAGGUGAACGCACGAGAUUAACGAAUUUUUUGAAAAGUCGCGAAGACAGCGGUCCAGCAGUUCCCGAACCGGCCCCACCCGCGGCGCAUGAGGCGGUGGAGUGUAGAUUUUGCAGGGAAUGCGUGUCGAAGGACGCGGCGUAUGAAUAUCGGUGUGGCGCAGUGAUGUGUCGUGAUUGCGCGGUGCGGCGUUCGUUCGGGAAUUUGGCAGCGGAACCGUGUGUGUUUUGCCGGCGUGUGCAUUCCUCGCAGGAUAUUACUCGCUUUUCUCAGUUUUCUACACGGUAGUGGGAUUUUUUUUACGAAUUGAUGCGAUAGUGUUUUUGAAUCUGCUCAUAAUAAUUUUUUUUGUUGACAUGUAUUCACAACGAUAUCGACUUCAGUCUUUGUAUUUUGUAAAUAAAGAUCUCUAAAUCG
Messenger RNA from Paramacrobiotus metropolitanus, 1485 nucleotides. RefSeq lists its product as uncharacterized. Gene Ontology annotation, biological process: protein polyubiquitination. Gene Ontology annotation, cellular component: nucleus. Gene Ontology annotation, molecular function: ubiquitin-ubiquitin ligase activity; ubiquitin protein ligase binding. The record is from RefSeq and is a predicted model, not a curated record. NCBI's taxonomy places the organism in Eukaryota, Metazoa, Tardigrada, Eutardigrada, Parachela, Macrobiotidae. The transcript has a single exon. Bases 127 to 1356 code for a protein of 409 amino acids.